Molecule: messenger RNA, 390 nt
Organism: Verticillium nonalfalfae
Lineage: Eukaryota; Fungi; Ascomycota; Sordariomycetes; Glomerellales; Plectosphaerellaceae
Exons: 1
Source: RefSeq, a predicted model, not a curated record
AUGCACUCGACUCUCCGAUCCGCCACGGGCCGCACGCGCCUUGAGGCGCAGCGCACACGCGACGCAGUGGCGAGCUGCAUUCGACACUUUUCCGCGUCGGGCUUCUUCGCCGAGGAGAACGGCAGCGGCAGCAAGCCGCAGCAGCAGCAGCAGAACAACAACAACAACAACGUCAACAAGCCCGUGGACGGCCGCUCGCGGUCGAGGGCCGCGGCGAGCGAGAUCAGCAGCCUCCUUCGCGGCACAUCGGCGUCGUCGGGGGCCCGCGGCGGGCGCGGCGGUCUCGACGACGCGCGGAGCUUCCGCGGACGGGGCGUCGAGCGCAAGACGCCGCUGAACGUCAUUGGGCUGCGGAGCGUGCCGAGGGAGGGCGGCGCGGGCGUCGUGCAG